CCCGCCAUGUCGUCCAACGCCGUCAAACUUGGCGCCCUCGGCCUGCUCACCGUGCAGAACAGCGCGCUGAGCCUCGUCAUGGCGCGCAGCCGCGUGCCCGAUGCCGACGGCCACAUCUACCUCGGCCCCACGGCCGUCUUCCUCGUCGAGCUGCUCAAGGUGCUCAUCUCGCUCAGCGCGCUCUUCUACACGCGCCUGCACGCCGCUGCCGCUGCGGCCACGCCCGCCGGCGGCGACUGUGGCCUACGCUUGGCUAUCCCUGCGCUGCUCUACGUCUGCCAGAACAACCUGCAGCUCGUCGCCGCCUCGCACAUGGACGGCGCACUGCUGCAGACCUUCUCGCAGGGCAAGCUGAUCAGCACAGCCCUCUUCGCCACGCUCAUGCUGCACAAGAAGCUCUCGCGCUGGCAGUGGACGAGCGUGGCGGCGCUGGGCCUGGGCGUCAUUCUGGUGCAGCAGGGCUCGCCCCACGGCCCCGCAUCUGCGCCGCCGCCGCCAGGCUCGCCGCCGCCGGGCUUCGCGCUCUCGGGCGCGGCGACGGGCCUCAUUGCCAUCACCACGGCCUGCGUCAUCUCGGGCUUUGCCGGCGUGUACACCGAGAUGAUCCUCAAGGGCCAGGCCGAGUUCUGGGCCGUCAACGCACAGCUCUCCGCCUUCAGUCUCGUGCCCGCGCUCAUCCCGCUGCUCACCAACGCCAUGGAUGCGCAGGGGCACUGGGCGCCCAUGCGCUACUUUGGCGCCUGGGCGUGGGCGAGCGUGCUGCUCAACGUCUCCGGCGGCCUGCUCGUCUCGCUCGUCGUCAAGGUGGCCGACAAUGUGGCCAAGGGCUUCGCCGUGGCGCUCGCAAUUGUCCUCACCUUUCUCUUCUCGGCCGUCUUUCUCUCGUACAGCAUCACGCUGGCGUGCGCGGCGGGCGUCGCCGUCGUCGUGCUCAGCAUGGUCGUGUACAGCACGAAUCCGCCGCCAAAGCCUGCGCAGUCCGAGACGGUCUUUGAUGCGCGUGAGACGGACGCGCACGACACCGAGUACGAGUCGGCAGACCAGUCGAUGGACGAGCGCAGCGACUCGCCGCCGCACACUGCGAUCCGCCUGCCGACCCAUGUGAUCUCAGAAGAGGAGGACAAGCUCGGCUAG
Molecule: messenger RNA, 1134 nt
Organism: Tilletiopsis washingtonensis
Lineage: Eukaryota; Fungi; Basidiomycota; Exobasidiomycetes; Entylomatales
Exons: 3
Biological process (GO): pyrimidine nucleotide-sugar transmembrane transport
Cellular component (GO): Golgi membrane
Molecular function (GO): UDP-galactose transmembrane transporter activity
Source: RefSeq, a predicted model, not a curated record